Messenger RNA from Cygnus olor (mute swan), 11134 nucleotides. RefSeq names its product zinc finger MIZ-type containing 1 (gene ZMIZ1). NCBI's taxonomy places the organism in Eukaryota, Metazoa, Chordata, Aves, Anseriformes, Anatidae. Gene Ontology annotation, biological process: protein sumoylation; regulation of transcription by RNA polymerase II. The record is from RefSeq and is a predicted model, not a curated record. The coding region runs from base 3598 to 6756 and encodes 1052 amino acids. The transcript is spliced from 22 exons. Gene Ontology annotation, molecular function: SUMO ligase activity; zinc ion binding.
UAUGUACAGAAACACUCUGAUGUUGUUCCUUCCUCUAGUUCUCGUUGUGAUAAAGGUAAUGAACAUAACAGGAGAUGCAAUAAAUCAGAAAACCUUCCGGGUCAGUUGUGUAUGAUGGAGGCUACCUUUAACAGGGCAGUUCCCCGGCCAGCUGGGAGCAGGCCUGAUGCCGAGGGAGCUCCUUGUCACUGUCGCAUCACAUAAAGAGGAUGAGCUCUUUGUUGGCUCUGUGGUUCAGACUGGAAGUGAGGGGAGCUACUUUCUCAAAACUCAUUAUUUUCUGAGCUUAAAAUGUCUCUGAAUCAAUUAAAAUAAGGAUUAGAUCCUAAUGAAUAUCAUGCAGGAUCUUUUAACUGUGGGAAAUGGGAUAGAUUUAGUUAACACCUGGAAAAAAAAUGUGUAUUUCCAUUAUACACCAAGAGGAAUGCAUUUGGCACUGAUCCUUUGGAAAGAAGGGUUUCCAAACCCUUUGGCACUGGUCCUUUGGGAAGAAGGGAAGUUGAGGUUGCAUUUCAGAAUAGCUGGUCCAGUUCUGAACCUUCAGUUUGAGCACUGUCCAGAACUGCCAUGCAUAGUGCAAGACUUGAUGAAAACCCAGCUCUGGCUGGGGGAAUUGAGGAUGAUUUUUAUUACGCUUGAUAUAGGAAAGUAACUUGGCUGAAUCUGCUGCAGAAGUUGACUCACACGCCAUAUGAGGGUGUUUGUCUUAACAUAUGCCUCCUCGCUUAUCUAAUGUUGAUGUCAAUGAUUUGUUGGUUUCCAUACCAUGUUUCCCAGUUUUCUGUUUGUUUCCUUCCUGUCAUAGCAGUAGACCCAAAACAUUUUGACAUUUUUCUCAAAUAAAUUAUCUCUGGUCCUGCCAGAAAUUGAGUCAAGUCUUUUUGUAUAGUACGUCAUUUCACUAGAUUUCUCCAAUUAGAUUUUGACUUUUAAGUAAUGCAUUAUUUCUGCUCAUUUUAAUUCAUUUUUUAUUGCCUGAGGAUUUGAGAACAGAACAAUUUCACUUUCUUUGAGGGAAGUGAUGUCUGAGUCAAAACUACAUCCCUAAGUGGUACUUAUGACAGAUUCCUGUCUUUGAGGAUGCUGUUAAUAAACUUUAGCUUUUUGCACUUAGCCUUCUUUUUUGCCACCUUGAUUUUAUGUUUGACUAAAAAUAUGCUUCCUCCAAAUCUUGUGCAUCGACUCUAAAUUUUUUCUUUUGGCAGUAAGAGGAUGAAAGUGUAAAAUUUUUAAGCACUUGAAAUGUAACCAAUAUAUCAAUUCUUAGCAGACUUUACCUGACUUAUGGUGGGGAGUUUCUCUUAGCAGAGAGAAAAAUGCUGUCUAAAGCAUUCUUCUGAUUUAAUAAUGGGGGAAAAAAAGGGGGAAAUGAUGCGUUAGACUUGGGGAUGCAAAACGAGAGGGUGUUUGGGGGGUAUAACAUAUAGUGACCGGGUGUUUACUGAGCUGCUCAGCAGGUAGAGCGUAGCAGGUUGCCUCAGGACAGCUGUGUGUCAGCAGCAACUCGCUGAAGGUCACUCCUUGCCUUGUCUCUGCAGUGAGGGCUGUAGUACUGUGUCCCCUUUUUUUAAGAAGUGUAAGAGUAUGAGUACUCCCAGUGUUGGCUUAAGUUGCUUUGCAUCAAUUAGUGCAAAGGGGACUGGAGUCUGACGGCAGGUGGGAAUGCCAAGGGGACAUAGGACGUCAGGCAAGUGGAAUAAACCAGUCUGGGAAGGAAGGUUCGCCUGCAGGGAACAGGCUGGGGAGGCAGAGUCUUGAACAGGUCGACUUUGUCUUGGAUUCCCUUCUUCUGCAUAGUCAGAUAUUGCAUGACCUAUUUAUGGUGAGUGUAACAAGGUAGAGGAGGUUUUGAGUCACUAAUCUUGUUCUUUCUCUCCUUAGUGCAUGUUUUCCCUUUUUUGUGAUCCUUAUUUAGUUUUUCAUUGUUUAUUUACACUGCCACUGUUACUUCAUGAAUUCUUCAAAUCAUUGCCUAUCUAGAGGGGAAUCUGGACAGAAUUAGUCUUGCAGCUUUAAGUCUUGCUGACAGGAGGAGGGAAGAGCAGAGCUUUUGUCCUCGAGAGAAAUGCAGGAACUGUGGCCAUUUGGAAUCGGACAGAUGUGGUCGGCCUGGAGGGAGAUGUUUUUAUAGAAGUGCUGCCUGGUCUGCUGUGUUCUGUAUCUGUUGGAACUCCUUGUACCUACAGAAUCUCUUCUGGGAGACUAGGAUCCCCCAUGCCAUUCUGCACUCUUGGCAGGCAGGAUAAUUGUCUUGUAUGUGUGUGAUGGAGGUGUGUGCAGAAGUCUAUCGUAGGCUUCUUUCCAUGUUUUGAGGUCUUGCAUUUGGAUUUUCCGUGGGACAGAAAAAGGGCAGUGCUUUCUGUGUGAAUCUGAGCUAACAAAAUGUGAUGGAGAACAGACUGGAUGUGUUUCCCUGUGCUCGUUCCCCACGGAGAACCUUGAGUGGAUUGCCAUUUCCUCAAAUAUGUUAAUGGCUUGCAUGCACCCUUCAAACUAAUUUUCCACUUGAUUUUCCUGCCUUUCAUCAGAAGCAGGUACUGGAGGUAGGGAGGGGCCCAUUAAAUCUGGAUUUCGGUAAGUUUCCUUAAAUUCCUGGUCAGAAUGGGGCAAAGAGAGAGUCUGAGGUGACGGAUUAUGGUUUUAUGGCAGUGAGGCAGGAGAAAAAAUGACUUCUAAACGGCAUUUUUAUUCACAAGAAUGCUUUUUGGUUCCCUUUCCCUUCAUUCUGGUAUUUCAUUUUUUCUCUUAUUUAUUGAAAGAUUCAAUGUAGCUGGAGUAAGUUGUCUAAAGAAAAUAGGUUGUUUUAAGAAGAAGAAUAGUUAUAUCAAGCAAAAGAAAUAGAAGUUAUGACUGGUUGCACAUGCCUCGUAAUUCCAGAUACGAUCCUUGCAGUGCAGAGUACAUAAACACUUGAAUGUCAGUGUAUGCCUAUAUGUUCGGGAUACAAGUUGGAAUUUGCCUUUUGCCAACUAUUUUGAUAGUAAAAGUGGUUCAUUUAACUUACUACACAAAUGGGUAUGAGUGUGGCUGAAGCAUGUUUACUUCUCUCUUCUCUACUACUGAAUGCUCAAAAAUAUUUUUGGUUGGGACUUUAUCUCAUCCUGAUUAUGGGACUUUAUCCCAAUCUGGGGUGAAUCCAUCUUCGUUUUUCUUAGUAGUAGGUGACUCAGCCUUCAUAUUCCUUACUUGAGUUGAUGAUAGGAGACAGAACAGCUUGAGCUGAUAUUUUGGGGCUGGGGAAGGAGAGGCACGGUAGCUCAUUGAAGUAGUUGUAAUCAGCAGCAUCUUAAAAAGAACACAGCUAAUACUUAUCGACAGAUACUUAUUUUUUCUGUUUUGUUUCCCCCUUUAGGGAAUACUGUUGUGCUGAGGAAGAAAACAACUCCAACCCCCUCCUCCCCCUUUCAUUGCCUGAAUUAGAAGCUCCAGGAAUGUGCUAAUUGGCGGCGGCCUCUUCAAAAAGGAAACUGGAUCUUGUUAUGUGAGGGCAUUGAGGAAACGUUCCCCAGCUACCGAGAGGAAGAAAGGCCUGUGGGGAAUACUCAGAUCGAGGGAUUUUAAUGGCUUUCAGGUAGAAGCCAAGUGGAGACAAUCAAAAUGAACUCUAUGGACAGGCACAUACAGCAGACCAAUGACCGGCUGCAGUGCAUAAAACAGCACUUACAGAACCCUGCAAACUUCCAUAAUGCAGCUACGGAGCUCCUGGACUGGUGUGGUGACCCCAGAGCCUUCCAGAGACCAUUUGAGCAGAGCCUGAUGGGUUGUUUGACGGUGGUUAGUCGAGUGGCAGCUCAGCAAGGAUUUGACUUGGAUCUUGGAUACAGGCUACUGGCAGUAUGUGCAGCCAACAGGGACAAAUUCACUCCAAAAUCAGCCGCGCUGCUUUCGUCGUGGUGUGAGGAGCUGGGACGGCUCUUGCUGCUUCGCCACCAGAAAAGCCGGCAGAACGAUCCUCCAGGGAAGCUACCCAUGCAACCCCCCAUGAACUCUAUGAGCUCCAUGAAACCCACCCUCUCUCAUAGUGAUGGGUCUUUCCCUUAUGAUUCUGUUCCCUGGCAGCAAAAUACCAACCAGCCUCCAGGUUCGUUAUCAGUGGUCACCACGGUAUGGGGUGUGACUAAUACCUCUCAAAGCCAGGUGCUGGGAAAUCCAAUGGCAAAUGCUAACAACCCUAUGAACCCAGCAGGAAAUCCCAUGGCUUCUGGGAUGACAACCAGCAACCCUGGAAUCAACUCGCCUCAGUUUGCUGGACAGCAGCAACAAUUUUCAGCCAAGGCAGGCUCCACUCAGCCGUAUAUACAGCAGGGCAUGUAUGGGCGACCCAACUACGCUGGAAGUGGAGGCUUUGGUGGGAGUUACCCUGGAGGCCCAAAUACCCCCGCGGGCAUGGGGAUCCCGCCACACACAAGGCCACCGGCUGAUUUCACCCAGCCAGCCGCUGCCGCCGCCGCUGCUGCAGUUGCAGCUGCAGCUGCUACAGCAACAGCUACAGCUACAGCCACUGUGGCAGCCCUUCAGGAAACGCAGAAUAAGGAUAUGAACCAGUAUGGACCGAUGGGUCCAACUCAGGCUUACAACAACCAGUUUAUGAACCAGCCUGGUCCUCGUGGCCCUGCUUCAAUGCCAGGCAACAUGAACCCAGCAAGCAUGGGUGCAGGAAUGACGCCCUCCAGCAUGAGUGGGCCGCCCAUGGGCAUGAACCAGCCGAGGCCUCCUGGAAUGAGUCCCUUCAGCACCCAUGGGCAGAGGAUGCCUCAGCAAGCCUACCCAGGCCCACGCCCCCAGUCUUUGCCUAUACAGGGCAUAAAGAGGCCGUACCCAGGAGAGCCGAAUUAUGGAAACCAGCAGUAUGGACCAAAUAGCCAGUUUCCAAACCAGCCUGGUCAGUAUCCCACUCCCAACCCUCCAAGACCCCUUACGUCUCCCAACUAUCCUGGACAGAGGAUGCCAAGCCAGCAAAACACAGGGCAGUACCCACCUCCAACAGUCAACAUGGGGCAGUAUUACAAGCCAUCAAGGCCUGUACCUGUGGCAAAUUACCCUCAUUCACCUGUUCCAGGAAACCCCACGCCACCUAUGACUCCAGGGAGCAAUAUUCCUCCAUACCUGUCACCUAACCAGGAUGUCAAACCACCAUUCCCACCUGACAUUAAGCCAAAUAUCAAUGCUUUACCACCACCUCCAAAUGCUAAAGGGAAAGUUCACGCUUUCUCUCCCUCUUCGAUCCCAGCCAACCACAAUGAUGAGCUCCGUCUGACAUUUCCCGUGAGAGAUGGUGUUGUGUUGGAGCCCUUCCGGCUGGAACACAACCUGGCAGUCAGUAACCAUGUCUUUCACUUACGGCCAACUGUUCAUCAAACGCUGAUGUGGAGGUCUGACUUGGAAUUACAGUUCAAGUGCUAUCACCAUGAAGACAGACAAAUGAACACAAACUGGCCAGCUUCAGUCCAGGUCAGCGUUAAUGCAACCCCACUUACCAUCGAACGUGGUGACAACAAGACAUCUCAUAAACCUCUGCACCUAAAGCAUGUCUGCCAGCCAGGAAGAAACACGAUUCAAAUUACAGUCACAGCAUGUUGUUGUUCACACUUGUUCGUGUUGCAGUUAGUACACCGGCCAUCAGUUCGCUCUGUGCUUCAAGGUCUACUAAAGAAACGCCUCCUCCCAGCAGAACAUUGUAUCACUAAGAUAAAGAGGAACUUCAGUAGUGUAGCAGCGUCCUCUGGUAAUGCGACACUAAACGGGGAAGACGGAGUAGAGCAAACUGCUAUUAAAGUGUCUCUGAAGUGUCCGAUCACAUUCCGGCGGAUUCAGCUCCCGGCAAGGGGUCAUGAUUGCAAGCAUGUACAAUGCUUUGAUCUGGAAUCUUACUUGCAACUGAACUGCGAAAGAGGAACUUGGAGGUGUCCAGUAUGCAAUAAAACUGCUCUGCUGGAGGGCUUGGAGGUUGACCAGUAUAUGUGGGGUAUUCUGAAUGCUAUACAAAACUCAGAGUUUGAAGAAGUUACCAUUGAUCCAACUUGCAGUUGGAGGCCAGUCCCUAUAAAGUCAGAUAUUCACAUCAAAGAUGAUCCAGAUGGUAUUCCCUCAAAAAGAUUUAAGACCAUGAGUCCAAGCCAGAUGAUCAUGCCGAAUGUGAUGGAGAUGAUUGCAGCUUUGGGUCCUGGGCCGUCACCUUACCCAUCCCUCCCACCUCCUCCAGGAGGCAACAACUCCACUGAAUAUGGUAACCAAGGCAACAGUUACCAAGGUCAUGGUAACUUUGAUUUUCCGCACGGGAAUCCUGGUGGAACAUCUAUGAAUGACUUCAUGCAUGGGCCACAGCUGUCACAUCCCCCAGACAUGCCCAGCAGUAUGGCAGCUCUCGACAAACCUCUCAGUCACCCCAUGCAGGAAUCUAUCCCUCAUCCCGGCAGCACUGAUCAGUCCCAUACUUCCAUGCAGCAAGGUUUGCACGUCCCUCACCCCAGCAGCCAGUCAGGGCAGCCAUUACAUCACAGCGGGCCUCCCAGCCAGCAGUCCCGGCAGCCGCCCCCGGCCGCUUCUGGCAACCAUCCACACAGUGACCUGACCUUUAAUCCCUCCUCAGCCUUAGAGGGUCAGGCUGGUGGACAGGGAGCACCUGACAUGCCGGAGCCCUCGCUGGAUCUGCUUCCAGAACUCACAAAUCCAGAUGAGCUGCUUUCGUACCUGGAUCCUCCUGACUUGCCAAGCAAUAGCAAUGAUGACCUUCUGUCUCUCUUUGAGAACAACUGAAACUAUGUGUAUUCCCCCAUCCCUUUCACUUGUUCACACGUGUGUGGCUGCACAGCAAGGAAUCUUAACACUCCUUUUCCACAAAAGAAGAAAAAAAAACUCACAAGUUGAUCCAAUGGUGCACUCCCUGCUUUCUUCAUCUUAGAACUGCUUUUGUCAGCUUCAGAAACUGCGAAAGUGACGGGAGAAAAAAUAGACAAAAAAUGCAGUAAUCUCAGAGUCUGCCGUGCUACACAUCACAAUGAAGCAUAGACAGUUGUGCAGCUAUUGGAAACCCUGUUUGUUGUUCAUCCUAUAGAGAGAGAGUUCUGUGAUAAACAUAGUGUGAAGUAUCUUGGCAAAAACCAAUCUUGGCAAGGGAAGAAAAGGCAACAAAAUGGAACUGUCUUUAAUUGACCUGUCUCAGAGUGUCCUUCCAACGCAUGUUCUUCCAUUUUUUUGAAACUGUAUCUCCCUUCACCCCACUUCCCCUCUGUCCCCCUCCAACCACAGGUUUGUGUUGGAGUAAUUGUCCUGGCUACAUGCAAAAAGCAGAACACAAACACAUUACAAAGCUCCAAAAAGCACAAAUCAUACAGUAAAGUGGCAAAGAUAGGGAAGACAUACAAGCCCGUCAGAGGGAGACAGCAGUUUAGUAAAUAAGUCUUCAGUAACGGAGUCCUGAGCAUCUCCAGGCUGCAGCCGCGUGUGUUUGGAUUUAUAAAAGUGCAGGAAUCUUAAACGCCUCUUUGCAAAGGAUUCCUCUGUUCAAACACACAGAUUGGAAACGUGGGAAAAAUAAAAAAUGUUUUCAAAGUUUAGUUUUUUUUUUGUGGUUUUGGUUUCAAAUCAGUACCGUUUGUGGCUGUGCUAACACCCAGCUGUUGAGAUUGAUGGAACAGGUCUUUUUGCCAUAUAUUCCGUACAGAAUGGAGAAGAGAGGGAGGGGGGAAUGCAAACCCAAAUACUCUUGAUUAUUGCCUACAGCCUUCGGCUUCCUGAGUGUUUGUGUCACUGUUUGUGUUGCACAAUACAUAGUAAGACAAGCUGGGUUGAAGGCAGAUAGGAAAUCAUUGCAGGAUGGGGGGAGAUUAUCACUAUCUGCAUAAUUAUUUUUAAUAAUCAGCUUGAAAAGGGGCAUUGAAAUUGGACAGACAUUUUACAGCUUCCUUUUUGUUUUGCUUUGUGUUCUGUUUUCAUGACUGUUACAAAUAAUUCAGCCUUUUUCUUUUCUCCUCUUUCAGUCUUUUUUUUUCUUUUUUUUUUUUUUUUAACUUUAGCUGCCAGAAAGAGAUUGUUCUCACGAAGGAAUGGGCAUGGGGAGAAAAAGUAACUUCGUGGAAUGCUGCUGCCCUCAAGAGACCCUGAUGCCACAAUCACUGUCUUGCCCCUGUGAUCCGUGCUUCUCGUGUGGUUGCUUCUCCUGCAUGAGCUUCCUAUUGCUUCUGUGCCCAUUUCUGUGCUCUUCGUCUCUCUCUCUUAUAAAUUAUGUACAGUAGCUGUGUAAGAAGUGCAUGUGUGCCAACUUUGCCCUUGUGGUGCAACAUUUCAGCUUUUGCCCACUGUACUGUUAUUGUUUUAGUUUCUUUUUGUUACUAAAGCAAACUUGACCCUACUCCUUUCCUCAUCCCAAACCCAAUCUGAUAACCUUUAUUUGCUCGCCACAAUGCGUUUUAAACUUAAGUGCCAGACAAAAUUUUGUUUGUUCCUGUCUGACUAGAUAGUUUCCUAGCCCUUUGUGUUUAGUUUGCAAUGCUGUAAAUGGCAUGCUAUGUGCUUACAACUCUGGAUUUGCUUUUCUCACCAAAGUCAUAUUUGUAAAUUCUUUGCGGUUUUUGUUUUAUUUUGCUCUUUGUUAACGUUUCCCACUACUGCUGUACAUGCGUCAUGAUAUAUAUAUGCUAGUCAGCAGCACCUUGCUGUAGAUAUUAAAGGAAAUGGCGGUUUAGUUCUUUUAUUUUCCAGUAGGAGUAUUGAAUCUGUCAAACAUAUUAUGUAGAGAUGGUCCCACACUUAUAUUUUUCCUGUUUCAAGUUUUUUUAAGAAAGGCGCUGUUCAUUAUGCAAAAUCAAUUAUUUUAAGAAUUGCUAUUGUAAAUAUCUUUGUGAAUAUUUUAGUAUUGUCUUUGAUAAUAUUCAACAUUUUCAUGAUCUGGUUAUACUUUUGCUGGUGUUUUUAAAUACCUUGUCUGAAGAAAAAUAUGGGUCCUUUUUUAAAAAAGAAAAUUGAGGGUUCUUUAACAGAAUAAGGGAGGUUUGUUGUUUGUUUGUUUGUUUUUUUUCCCUGUUUUCUUUUGAUAAUUAGCCCAAAUUUCAUAUCCAUUUAUGUGAUGAAUGAAUUGAUAUGUCAGGCAGUACCUGGACAAUCAGGGCCCAGCUCUGUCAUGGAAACAUAGUAAAAAGCGGUUGCCUAGGGCAAACGCACAAAACCACCACCUAACCGACCGAUGUUCACCGACUGUGUAGGUACUUGUGGGCUGGCAACGGCAGAGGUUUUGUUCCUUUGUCCAAGUGAGCAGAACACCUAGGACCAGCUGUCUGAACAGGUAAAGAUGCACUAAGGCAAGCAGCGAGCGUAUAAGGUACCUUAUUUAUAUCACUAUGCUGGUGUUCCAGCCUUGGAAGGUGGGGCGCUCUAACACGUAGGGAUGUUGGCGGGUGGGGAGGGAAACAGUAUAGUAUAUUUUAUUCUGCUUAGAAGUAUCUUUUUUCUUAUGUAGGCUUGACAACCUGUAGAGGAUCUCUGCAGAAUAUUAAAGAUACCUUGGUAUAAUACAUGGUAAUAUGGUUGUGGUGUGGUGCUGCUAUCACACAACUACUAGGAAAGACCGUUCUUCAGUUACAGAUGUGUUUUGUAGCCGUUUUACUGUAGUAGUUUUCCCCUGUAUUUUUGCUGCAUUGUUUAUAUAGGUAUUGAAGUUGUUUGCAGGGGUGGCUAAUGAUAAACUGACAUUAUGCCCUUAGAGUUUUUCUUUCUUUGUUUUGUUUUGUUUGUUGGUGUUCGUUUUUUUUUUUUUUUUUUUUUUUUUGGGGGGGGGGGGAGUUUCUUAAGCCGUAGGUUUUGGAAUAAAGAAGAUUUCUCACUAGUUGGAACGGGUUGCUCAGAUUUUUUUAAUUGAUUCUAUUUAAUGUUCCACCCUCCAUUGUUUCCUGAGCAGCUAUGUUAGUCACCUGAAAUUAUUUUUCUCUUAAACACAACGUUAGUAUUUUAAACCAGGUAUGUUAAGGAUUGACCUUUUGCUAACUGGUAGUAUUUAAAAUGUAUCAUUUGAAAGUACCUGUUGGAAAGAGUAAAGGGAAAAAACUCCAUAGAUAUUAGCAAUAUGUUUGGAGCAGUGUUUGCAUCUGCUUUGUACAGUAAUAGAGCAUUAAAGUGGAUGAUUGACAUUUUUAAGCUUAGAGAAACAUUUGGUUUCCGAGCAGAACUUAAGAGAUAAAAUAUGAUUUUUACCCAUCACCCAAAUGUUGGACAUGUGAGACAGUUUUAAAACUAUGUCAGCUAAAAUCAGGUACUGUAUAGUGGAUUCAGUAUGAAAAAGCUUCUAAAUGAAAAUUUAGUUAUUUUUUUAUCUGUUCACUGCCAUAUUAAAGUUUAGAGAAAAAAACUAGCAAAUAGGGUAAUCACAGUCAUUUCUUUUAAAGCUUAAUUAUUAUAUGAAAUUCCAGUAGUAUUUUUAUUCUUCUUUUUUUGUUUGUUUACUUUUUAAUUGUUUCCCUAUGGAAGUUCAUCUGGGAAAGAACCCACAGAGAUCUACAGUUCUGCUGCCAAGACAUUAUUAUAGGACUGACAGAUACACGCCAAUGUCUGCAGUGGAGACUCAAGGGACAUCUGUACAUAUGUAAAUGACAAAUAGAGACAUGUUAACAGAAAUGCAUUCAUUUUCCUUGGAAUGUGCAUUGUUUUUAUUUCGCAGGAAAAAAAAAGCUUGAAGCUCCAUCUUAUGUGGAAAAUGAAUCCUGUUUGUUAGCGUUUGUGGAGUCUCAGCAUUUGUUUCACCUUCACUUCUGUAAUAUACUCUGAUCCUUCGUUUUGUUUUAUCUACAUGUAAUAUUUAGCUUACGUGUACUAGUCUAUCACCUGUGUAUUUUUAGGGUGCUACAGAAAUAAUGAAGAAAAAUACGGGGAUUAAAAAAAAAUUGUAACCAAAUUCAUACUUUGUACAAUUUUUGAUAUCACGAUCAGAGGAGAAUUAAAAAAAAAAAAAAAGUACAAUCUGAAGUAACAUGCAAAAACAGCCAUUGUCUUUGUUUGUACAUUGUAUGUACAGUACAAUGCAAUCAUUUCAUACUUUAAACUGGUCAGAAAAAAUAAUUGUGAUUUUUAGUCUUGCAAAACUGUAUGUAGUUAGAUGAUGUGACAACCUAAUAUUUAUCUAAUAAAUAUGUAUUCAGAUGAAACC